GAUCAAAAUGGACAUUUUAGCAACAGAAUCAUUUUCUCUUUUUUUUGAGUCACUGUGGAUACUUUGAAGCUUUAACCUAAAAGGACGAUAUUGGCUGAUAAGAUUUUUCAUCUUGUGGUGAUCAAACCAGCGUAACUCUCGCCAAAUAAGUGUUGUCAUAUGUUGGAGCAUGUUCACAGUCUUAACCUUUCUUAAAGUUGUAUCCUAUUUUGUUUUUGAGCCUCUGUGCAAAUAAGUUUUUUUCUAAUUGUGAUGUUUGGGACAAAAGGUGGAUUCUGAUCGGAGCAAUGUCAGCCCCACCUAACCACGCUUGAAUUGCACCUUAAAAUCUUCUGGGUUUUAUGUUAUCAACAUGUCAUUUUUUAGUGGACAUGCGAGCACUGUUAACAUGAUUCCUGACAACAUGGACUCCAACGAGCCGGCAACCCAAGGCGACGUGAGGCCUAGAGUGAUGGGUCUGAUCCUGAGCGUCGCCUCUUGUCUCAUUAUCUCCACCAACCUACUGGUGGCAGCCGCUCUACUUAAGCUACUCCACAAGAAGAGCAGCCAGAGCUGGUGCUUUGUCCUCAACUUGGCACUGGCCGAUGUCCUGGUGGGUGUGGCCAUCACUGGCCUGGCCACAGAGGACUUCAACAGCAACAACAUCACUCAGAACCAGCAAAGCCAUGUCACUGCUGAACCUCCUGCAAAUGCCACGCCUGCUGCUCAGGGCAAGGCCCGGUGUUUGAUGCGCAUGGCCUUCGUGACAUCGCCCUGCACAGCAUCCAUCAUGUCCAUGUUCCUGAUCUCACUAGACCGCUACGCAGCCAUCAAGAUGCCCCUGCGGUACUCCCAGCUGUCGGGGAAGGGGACAGCAGUUGGGUCCCUGCUGGCUCUGUGGAUCAGUUCCCUCACGUUGGGAUUUUUGCCAGUCAUGGUGCGGCAGUUGCAGGCGGACGGCUACAACGGCUUCUGUGCCUUUUUCUCCGUCAUUCACCAAGUGGGCAUGAUUGUGUUAUUCAGCGUGUGCUUCUUCCCGAUACUCUCUGUUUUUGUUUACAUCUACCUGGACAUCCUGAAGAUAGCCUGCAUCCACCAGAAGCAGAUCUGCCAAGUGAGGCAAGCUUGUUCCAGGAGUACUGACCACCAUGGCCAUGAAUAUUACGAGCAUCACCACCAGCAUCAGCAGCUGAGGAGCGGUUACUGGAGCCAUGUCAAGGCCCUGAGGACGGUGGCGGUGCUUGUGGGCUGCUUCUUGGUCCUUUGGUGCCCCUUCUUUGUGGCGUGCAUAGUGCACCUUCUGUGUAAAAGCUGCGAACUCACAGACGUGUUGGAGAAUUAUCUGUGGCUGUUGGGACUAUCCAAUUCACUCAUCAACCCCCUGGUGUACGCGUUCUGGCAAAGGGAGGUGCGGCUGCAGUUAGCAGCCAUGUUUUCCUGCUUUACAGGAAGGUCGUGGGCUGCUGGAUCACCAGGCGUCACAGAAAGAUGUGACUCACAGCCACCUGUGCUUACUCAAGCUGAUGUUUCAGGUGGAGAUACCCUCAACCCUUCACUGUUGCGCUCAAUUAUCCCUAACGACAAGGCUCACACUGUGCCUCUAUCUGCCACGACCAGCUUGUGAAAGAAACCAGAGAAGCGGUGGAAACAAAAGCAUGACUAGAGUGUGUUAUCACUGUGAUAUUCUAGAUACAGAAAGGGACAUACAACAUAAACAACUUGUUUUAAGACCGGAGAAAAGUGAGCUCCACUAUCACCCUAUCUUUCUGAAAUGCUGAAACAUGUCCCUGUCCAAAUUUAACCUACCAGUUAGUAAAAUAUGAGGACUACUUUAGUGGCCUUGACAUUGUGCCACGUGUCCCCUCAAAAGGUGAAUAUCUUUCUUCUGAAUAUGAAAUUAAUAGGUUAAGCUCUAAUUCUGAAUAAGACCUGAACAGGACUCUGACUUACAUGGGUACUAGCUUUAACUUUACUUUGACUUUAAAUUGAUUCAUGAAUUUGACCUCAUUUAUUCACAACCACAGUUAUUUUUGGAAUCUUUUUUAAAUACUGGAGUUGAGAGUUGAUAUUGUUCUUCUUCAGCACUUACCCAGGGACCAAUUAUUAAGAUGUUUUGGGGAAACACAGCCUUAAUACUCCAGGGGUUUGUGAGCCAAAAAUAAGAAUAUCAAGUAUUACUUUCCGUAUUCAAUCUUGAUACACUGAUUAUAAACCAUCCAGUUCCUUUCAGCCUGGGCCCAAUCUAGACCUGACAACUAAUAAACUUUUAAAGUCAAAA
Messenger RNA from Micropterus dolomieu (smallmouth bass), 2257 nucleotides. Its product is annotated as glucose-dependent insulinotropic receptor. Gene Ontology annotation, biological process: G protein-coupled receptor signaling pathway. Bases 353 to 1603 code for a protein of 416 amino acids. Gene Ontology annotation, cellular component: membrane. NCBI's taxonomy places the organism in Eukaryota, Metazoa, Chordata, Actinopteri, Centrarchiformes, Centrarchidae. The record is from RefSeq and is a predicted model, not a curated record. Gene Ontology annotation, molecular function: G protein-coupled receptor activity; phosphatidylcholine binding. The transcript has 2 exons.